Messenger RNA from Eremothecium cymbalariae DBVPG#7215, 801 nucleotides. RefSeq lists its product as uncharacterized. The transcript has a single exon. Lineage: Eukaryota; Fungi; Ascomycota; Saccharomycetes; Saccharomycetales; Saccharomycetaceae. The coding region runs from base 1 to 801 and encodes 266 amino acids. Gene Ontology annotation, cellular component: endoplasmic reticulum. The record is from RefSeq and is a predicted model, not a curated record. Gene Ontology annotation, biological process: membrane organization; endoplasmic reticulum tubular network organization.
AUGGUGAAGAAACAAGUUAUCCGUAAGAAGCCCAAGGCAGAUGGCACUGACCUUGUUGUAAAGCAAAAGCUCAUCUGGACAGUCGGUCACAUAUGUACACUGGUAUUUGGGCUUUACUUUGCUUUCUACUCUAUCUAUAGAUUAGCCUUUUUUUACCGGUACCGUUCUUGGAAGACGUUGUUCCUGACAGCCAGAAGACAUAUAUCAGGAAGACAUUUUAGUUGGUUGAAGUGGUUAGCAGGGUUUACCCCUAAUGUUGCUUAUCGGUUGUCGUUGGUUGGAGUGCUAGCGUCGCAUGGGAUCACUACUUGGCAAAGUUGGGCGGACUUGAGCCCUACGUACUACGAUCUGUUAUGCACUGACAAUUUCCAGAACCUCUUAAUUGCUACUCUAUGGUUAUUCACGAGAACCUCUUUUUACAAGUUGGUGCCCUUUAUAAUUGUCAGUUAUUUACACCUCACAAAGAAAAAGAAUACAAGUGAGCAAGACAUAACGAGACAGAAUUCUUCGUUGCUCCAUGUGGUUGCAUAUUCUGAGAUUGUUGUGCUAGUGUCGCUAUUUAUGGAUACCUUAAUGUUUAGGGGUACAUCAGGCUUUGCCUUUGUUUUCUAUCUUGCGAUUUACUGGCUGAAGGUGAACUUCUCUCCAUAUGUGCAAAACACAGUUUUGAGGAUACUAUCCAAGUUCGACAAGGCAAUCCCUGGUAGUCAACAGGGGAAAUGGAAUUCAGCCAAGAAUUUCCUCGUCAAGAGGCUCCAAGAACAGGAGAGAUCUCAGAAAGAGGUCAGAAAGAGACUAUAA